AUGCCGUCGUGGAAUGACGGAGAGAGCAGCGAGGACAGCCUGCUGUCCGAUUUCGACUACGGCCACGACCUCAGCCCUCGCAAGCCGAUACUAGAAACAAUUCUGGACACCGAGUUCACUGGGUACGACGAUUGCGAUUUGAGGUGCAACCAUGAUAUGCCAAUGUACAAGUUUGUUUGCUUCGAAGGAGAGAACACGGGCAGGAGAUUUCUGGCUUGUGGAUGCAAGGAUGAGGAGAUGUGUGACAAGGUUGAGUGGGUAGAUGGGCCAUGGCCACCUUCACUGCAGAGGAGUAUGGUCAAGCUUUGGGCCAUGCAUGAUGAAGAGAGGGAUAGUAGGAUACAUGGUAAUGUAGAGUAUGCCACUAAGAAUUACCAACUGACAUUACAGAAAAAAGAGUUAGAGAAGAAGAAUAUGGAGUUGCACAAGCAAGUGGGCAAUGCUCUGGGGUAUGUUUCAGAGAUAACUUCUCAUGACCUUGAGCUUAAAGUGGCAAAGAGAGAGAAGGCAGAGCAAGAAGUGAUAUCAUUGAGGGAAGAAAAGAAGAGGCUGGAGCAUGAGCUGGAGGAAAAGAAGAGGCUGGAGUACUAUGUUGCAGAACUCCUGAAGCAAUCCCAUGCUCAGAAGGACAAGAUGAAGAAGAUAGCUGAGAUUUGUGGAGAAUGA
Messenger RNA from Lolium perenne, 666 nucleotides. NCBI's taxonomy places the organism in Eukaryota, Viridiplantae, Streptophyta, Magnoliopsida, Poales, Poaceae. The record is from RefSeq and is a predicted model, not a curated record.